Molecule: messenger RNA, 294 nt
Organism: Ichthyophthirius multifiliis
Lineage: Eukaryota; Ciliophora; Oligohymenophorea; Hymenostomatida
Exons: 4
Molecular function (GO): calcium ion binding
Source: RefSeq, a predicted model, not a curated record
AUGGGUAUUGUUUCAUCUACAACAUUGUCUUCAGAAUUAAAAGAUAAAAUUAUGAGUGUAUUUAAAAGAAUAGAUAAAGACGGAUCAAAGCAAUCUAACUUUGCAAAGGUAAAUACGGAUGCAUUAUUUAAAGCUGUAGAUGUUGAUAAUAGCGGAACAAUUACAGAAGAUGAAUGGUUACAAAUCUGGAUUACAGUAAAAGAGUCAGGGCAUUCUGAAUAAGAAAUAGAGGAAGAAUUAGAAAAUUUGCUUUUAGGAUUCUCAUGGGUUUAUUUCGAUAAAAAUAAUAAAUGA